AUGUACGUCUCCGAGUCAUCUGGAGCAGAGGAACGUGGACGAAUGGUGCUACUGGAGGGAUGGUUUGCAAUUGGCGGCGUUGUUUUCGCAGCAUGGUUGGGAUUCGGACUCUCCUAUGUUAGUGAUAGCUCGGUCAGCUGGCGUUUGCCCAUCGCCUCUCAAGGCCUCUUUGGUCUCAUUGUUGUGGGGUGUAUCAUGCUGCUACCCGAGUCUCCUCGGUGGCUCGCACGUGUCGGACGUCUCGAGGAGGCAUCUGAAGUUCUAGCUCGCAUGGAAAAUGUGGCUGUCGACUCUGAGCAUGUCUUACAGGAGCUGGAAAUUAUCCGACAGUCACUUGAAAUUGACGAGAACGCCGAACCAGCAGGUUCCUCGUCGCCAUUCGCGCUCACGAAGAACCGCCACCUGCACCGUACAGUUAUUGCUGUUGGUGUAAAUAUUCUAGCGCAGAUGACCGGCAUCAACAUCAUCACUUUUUAUUCUGAUAUUAUCUUCCAGUGCGAUCUGGGAUACUCAGGUACACUCUCGGGAAUUAUCACUGGGUGUCUGCAAAUCUGGCAAUUUUUGGCUACAGGCGUGGCCGUUCUACUCAUCGAUCGCGUCGGACGUCGUCCAUUGCUCAUUGCUGCGGCUGCCGGUAUGACCAUUGCCCAGGCCUGUUUGGCUGGGCUAUCGAGUGAUCUUAAAAACACAUCCAUGGCUGGCGCCUCACUCUUGUUCUACUUCGUAGCGCUUUUCUGCUUCCCCAUUGGACUUUUCCUUGUCCCAUUCAUGUACGCCGCAGAGAUCGCACCGCUAAAAACUCGUGCUCAAGUUACUGCUAUGGCAGCUGCAGCAAACUGGCUCUUCAACUUCGUAUUGGCAGAGGUGAGCCCAGUCGGGUUCGCUACUAUCCACUGGCGGUAUUACAUUGUCUACGCAUGUAUUAGCGCCUUUGCUUGUGUGUUCUUCUACUUGUUCUGUCCUGAGACUAAGGGCCGUACACUCGAGGAGAUCGAUGAUAUUUUUGUUCAGUCGAAGUCUGUCUUCGAUACUGUGCAAAUUGCACGAGAGACGCCCUACCAGACGGAGAUUCUGGCGCACGUCAGUGAUAUCGAGAAAGGUGGACUGAACGCCACACAGGUAGAAUGCCCCAGCCAUUCAUGUAGGACAUGGACUGAUAAUGAGAUAAAUAAUUAA
Molecule: messenger RNA, 1176 nt
Organism: Penicillium roqueforti
Lineage: Eukaryota; Fungi; Ascomycota; Eurotiomycetes; Eurotiales; Aspergillaceae
Exons: 1
Coding region: 1-1176 (391 amino acids)
Biological process (GO): carbohydrate transport; transmembrane transport
Cellular component (GO): membrane
Molecular function (GO): carbohydrate:proton symporter activity
Source: RefSeq, a predicted model, not a curated record